This is a messenger RNA of Acytostelium subglobosum LB1, 321 nucleotides long. RefSeq lists its product as hypothetical. Gene Ontology annotation, molecular function: zinc ion binding; RNA polymerase II complex binding. Bases 1 to 321 code for a protein of 106 amino acids. The record is from RefSeq and is a predicted model, not a curated record. Gene Ontology annotation, cellular component: nucleus; DSIF complex. NCBI's taxonomy places the organism in Eukaryota, Evosea, Eumycetozoa, Acytosteliales, Acytosteliaceae. The transcript is spliced from 3 exons. Gene Ontology annotation, biological process: regulation of transcription elongation by RNA polymerase II; mRNA processing; chromatin organization.
AUGAGUACCUCAACAUCAACAAGAGAAAAGAGAGAUAAGAGGACUAUUGUACCAACAAGUUUUAGAAGUAUCAGAGCUUGUGUAAAUUGUGGUCUGGUCAAGACUACUGCUCAGUUCGAUGAGUAUGGUUGCGAGAACUGUGAUAGACAGAGCGAGAGAAGAAAGGAUAGAGAUACAGGAAGCGCUACCACUACAAACUUUGAAGGCAUCAUGGCAAUCAUGAAGCCUACUGAGAGUUGGAUUGCUAGAAGACAACAUUAUGAGAGAAGAGUACCAGGUUGCUAUGCACUGUCAAUCAAAGACGAUGAUUCACAGAGAUAG